CUUCGGAGCCACUACCAUGAUCGCUAGAACAUAUCCAGGGACUGACAUACCAAAGCUAACAAAUAGCCAGAUCAAAGACAUUUUCUUCGAUCUAGAGACGCAACUCAACUCCACAAUGCUUGGUGCAUUAACACAUGGAUUCUACACCGGAGUAGUCGCUGUCACUUUAUGGGCUCUUCAAGAAAUAACCGUGGCCAGAAUUCUCAAAGAACCGUGCCACAUUUUCUUGUUUUUAUCAUCUUGCUUCUUUACCUCCUGGCGACAUUCAACCUUUACUACGUAUGGGAUGUGGAAAUCUCAAAUAUCUCCAUUACUAAUGGGAAAAGCAUUUGGACGGCAUAUAAUUAUCAAUUUGGCACUCCGAUCACAUUGGCUGAGGGAAUCGACGCAAUUCUUAGCACAGUUCUCGCCGAUGCGACUUUGAUAUGGCGUUGCUGGAUUGUCUGGGGUCGAUCAUGGCAAGUCGUGCUCGUUCCGAUUGCAUGCACCACCUUGGCGAUAAUAAGCAGGGGGAUCGUAACUUAUUACACCGCUUUUAGGCAUGCCGAAAAUGCGCCAUCCCAAGCCCUAUACCUCGAGAAUGCCGUCAACUGGGCCGUCUUAUACUCCUCGCUCAUAUUGACCACCUUAUUAUGGUGCACCAUUCUCAUCAUUUAUCGUAUUCUGAGAGUGGGCGGCGUUACCGCAGGGAUGCGCGUGUAUCGCAGAGUGAUAGAGAUUCUUGUUGAAUCUGCAUCUCUCUACUCUGCCUUGAUCGCCGUUUUGCUAAUGUUCCAAGUCCGUAACAAGGCAGCUGGAAUUUACGUCGAAGUGUUGGCAGUUGCGAUGAGAGGAAUCGCACCUACAGUUCUGGUCGGUCGUGUUGCAGCAGGACAUGCGCGCCCAGACGAUUCCUGGAGUGGAAGUACCACCGGGUCUUCACUUCGAUGGUCUUUGCUUCGAUUUAGAAGCCAUUCAAAUUCGCAGACUGAUAGCCAAAUGAGUGCUGGGUCUGGAUGGGACACAUCUUCGCAUGUAAGACCUGAUUUAGAAGAGGGUUUGGAAGGCAGUACGCGGGGUUGAAAUUGGAGGAAACGUGGUCACAUUCUCGGUCAUUCGACCCGCUUCUUCAGGACAUGGCUGGUUUGGGUGAACUAGGCUUUUAAUUUGGUAACGGUCAGCUACAUCCUGUAAACGGUUUGUCAAACAAGUAAAAGGAAACAUCAUGAGAUUUGUAUGUGAG
Messenger RNA from Desarmillaria tabescens, 1222 nucleotides. RefSeq lists its product as uncharacterized. The transcript is spliced from 6 exons. NCBI's taxonomy places the organism in Eukaryota, Fungi, Basidiomycota, Agaricomycetes, Agaricales, Physalacriaceae. The record is from RefSeq and is a predicted model, not a curated record. Bases 169 to 1062 code for a protein of 297 amino acids.